CAAGUGUCUGUUUAUCGCAAAGUAAACUUCAAAAGAUUUAAAGAUGGCGGACACCGCGAAUGACGGUGAUAAUCGUGUAGAAGCAAAUGUAUCAAGUGAAAUGGAAAAUCCACAAGAAAACGGCCAAGUUGCCGUCGUAGAUGAAAAUCCAGAGAGAGACAUCAAUGCUGAAAUCGACGCCCAAAGACAAAAAUAUCAACCAACAAAAUGGGAAUCAUUCUUAGCAGUAUUUAAAUCACUUAUCAUUAGGUCAUUGAUUAUAUAUUUUAUCACGUCAUUCUUCCGAAGACCAGCUGCAGAUCCUGCGACAUCAGCAGCAACAACCGAUGGCGUUGUUCCAAAGUAUCCAGCAGUCAAUGUCUACGAUAAUGGGACAUUAUUUGACUUGUAUGUAUUUUUAUCCGAGGCGGAAGUUUUCAAUUCGUUUGAAGAUUCAAAAGCGCUGAUAUGGCAAGAAAAGGGUUUGGUGUACGGCGACUGGACAAGUGGACCCAAUCAUGACGGCACUCGUUUCUUUAGCCACAAAUUUGAAGCAUCGAAUCAACUGAAAAACAAUGGCUCGAUUUAUUUACACAUUUACACCACAAAGGCGGGAAAAUCGAUAAAUCCAAAGGAUGGGAAAGAACUUUAUUCGGCGACUCACGUGUGCUAUACUAAAAAAAUGGUAAAUAAAUUCAAAAAGAUAAAAUAUCAAAAGCGGCACAAUUUAUUGACUGGACAGACAACUGCCAGUGAAGAAGAAAUAAAAAAAGCCGAGCUGAUGGACCAGGAAAUAGUGUCCCACUGGCAUCCUAAUUUAACAAUUAACCUCGUGACAGAUCAAACCAACUGGGUGUCAGGGCAAGUUCCGCCUCCAUUGAAUGAAUACAUUGAAUUUAUACAGGGAGGCUCGUUCUACAAGCCACCGAUUUAUGUAAAUGAUUUUUGGAACAUGCAGCGCGAUUAUCAGCCGCUAAAUGACACCGUAAAGGAACUGGAAUUGCAACUCACUUACCAGCCACUGUCCCUGUUCAAGUGGCAGCUGUACUCGGCGCAAAAUAUGAGGAAUAAAUGGACCUCGUCGUUCAUGGGAGACGUCGCUGAUGAAGAUGACAGCGAUCAGGACACUCUGAAAGAAACAAUCCUCGAAACAAAUCCCUACUUACUGGGAAUGACCAUUUUCGUUUCGAUUUUGCACAGCGUCUUUGAAUUUCUGGCAUUUAAAAAUGAUAUUCAAUUCUGGAAUAAUAGAAAAUCAUUGGAAGGUUUGUCAGUACGUUCAGUCUUUUUCAACGUCUUUCAAUCCCUGGUCGUGCUGCUCUACGUCCUGGACAACGAGACCAACACUCUGAUCCGUCUGAGCUGCGGUAUCGGACUGUGUAUUGAAAUCUGGAAGAUCAACAAAGUCGUGGACAUCAGUUUAGACAGGAGCAGAAAAAUUCUAGGAAUAUUUCCCAGCGUGUCCUUCCGCGACAAGGGAUCAUAUGUCGAGAGCUCGACCAAAGAAUACGACAGACUCGCUUUCAAAUAUCUAUCCUGGGCUCUGUAUCCUCUUCUCGGCGGAUACGCGAUUUACUCAUUGAUGUAUUUAGAGCACAAAGGCUGGUACUCGUGGGUACUCAAUAUGCUCUACGGUUUCUUGCUGACAUUCGGGUUCAUAAUGAUGACGCCGCAAUUAUUUAUAAAUUACAAAUUAAAAAGCGUAGCUCAUCUUCCCUGGCGCAUGUUGUCCUACAAAUUUUUAAAUACAUUCAUCGACGACAUAUUUGCUUUCAUUAUUAAAAUGCCGACGCUGUAUCGACUAGGUUGUUUCCGUGACGACAUAGUCUUCUUUAUAUUUUUAUAUCAGCGAUGGAUCUACAAAACCGAUCUGUCGAGAGUUAACGAGUUCGGUUACUCGGGCGAAAUGGAAGCGGAUCAGGCUUCGAAAAAACAAGUCGCUGUUGCGAGUACGAAAGAUAAAGUCAGUAAGAAAACUGAUUAAUUUUAUGUACGAUAAUAAUCUCUUUAAAUACGUAUUAAAUUAAUUAAUUCAAAUAGAUUUUAUAAUUAAUUUUCAUUAUAACUUUGUCGUACCAAAGUACAAAAUCUAGAUCAAUUACGUCAUUUAUUUUUUUUUUAAUUCUUUCAUUAACUUUUUUUUUUAAUUCAAUUUAAUUAAACCCGCGGUAUUAAUAUUUCUAUAUGUCUGCCAGAGUACAUAUUAAUUUCCAGGAUAAAAAUGUCGACGUGUAGAUAAAAAUGCGUUGAUUUUUACACAAAUAAAAAUAUAUAUAUAUAUAGAAAAAAAAAA
Messenger RNA from Microplitis mediator, 2272 nucleotides. Its product is annotated as putative lipid scramblase CLPTM1. Bases 44 to 1963 code for a protein of 639 amino acids. Gene Ontology annotation, cellular component: endomembrane system; membrane. The transcript has 3 exons. NCBI's taxonomy places the organism in Eukaryota, Metazoa, Arthropoda, Insecta, Hymenoptera, Braconidae. The record is from RefSeq and is a predicted model, not a curated record.